AUGCUCAUCCCCUCCACCACCCUCCCCUACAUCGCCGCCGACCUCGGCCCCUCCGCCAACGCCACCUGGAUCACCGUCGUCUGGACCCUCGGCGCCGCCGUCCUCGUCUCCGUCGGCGGCCGCCUCUCCGACAUCUUCGGCCGCCGCUACUUCAUGAUGACCGGCGCCCUCGUCUCCAUCGCCGGCACCCUCGUCGGCGCAAACGCCCGCUCCGUCGAGCACAUGAUCCUCUCCGGCGCCCUCUUCGGCGUCGGCUCCGGCUUCCAGGAGCUCUGCUACGCCUGCGUCCAGGAGUGCGUCCCGAACCGCCUGCGCGUCGUCGCCGUCGGCGGCCUCGACGUGAGCUUGGCGCUCGCCUUCAGCUCCCCGCUCGUGUCCUAUGCUUUCAUCGCCCACCAGGAGAUCGGGUGGCGGGGCGCGUAUUGGUACCUCUUCGCGUUCCACUGCUUCGCCUUCGCGCUGCUGUUUUUGUUCUACCGCCCGCCCGAUUUUGCCAUGAAGCACCGCGCUGACGGGAAGACGAAGAUGCGGCUCCUCGCGCAGCUCGACUACGUCGGGGUGGUCCUGUUCUUGGCCGGCGGGGUGUUGUUCUUGCUGGGCAUCAACUUCGGGGGGCGGACGUAUCCGUGGCGCCAUCCGGGGACGAUCGCGCCCAUCGUCGUCGGGAUUUGCUGCUUCGUCGCGGUCGGGGUGUGGGAUGCGUAUGCGGAUUUGGAGUAUCCCCUUUUCCCGCCGAAGCUGUUUAAACGAGUGAGGGAAUUCGACAUGGUCAUGGUAGUCUGCUUCGUCGGCGGAAUGCUGUAUUACAGCAUGAACGUCCUCUGGCCGCGACAAUCACAAGCCUUCUUCGUCGGCCCGGAGGAGACCAUCAUGCGCGGCGUCUACGCGACCAUCUUCUCCUGCGGGACCUGGGCCGCCGGGUUGAUCACGGUCUUCAUCUGCUCGCGCCUGCACCACGAAAAGUGGCAACUCGUCGGCUUCACCGUCGUCCAGACGGCGCUGAUCGGGUCCAUGGCCUCCGUCGGCUCCGGCGACCGCGCGCAGGCCAUCGUCACCGUCGUCGUCACCGCCAUCACGAUCACCCCGCCGCAGCUUCUCUCGUUUACCAUGCUCUCGUUCGGGCUGGAGGACCAGACGGAUCUCGGCGUCGCAGUCGGCCUAGCAGGUACCUUCCGCCUCUUCGGCGGCGCGGUCGCGACGACGAUCUACACGGCCAUCUACUCCACACGCACCGCCGAGGUCCUCCCGGGGGAGAUGCGCUCGGCGAUCCGCGCGUCCGGCGUCGACUUCUCCGAGGGCCUCCUCGCGGGCCUGGUCGCCGCGGCGCAGACGAACACGGCGGCGGCGUACGCGUCCGUGGCGGGCGUCACGCCGCGGCUCGCGGGGCUGGCGGUCGAGGCGACGAAGCAGUCGUACGUGGCGGGCUUCAGGCUGGUGUACCUCGUGGCGAUCGGCUUCGGCGUCGCGGCGACGGUCGCCGCCAUGUGUACGGUCAGCACGGACCGGGCGAAGAAGAACAACGAGCGGGCGAUUAUCAUGAAGAAUGAGGUCGGCAAGGAGGCGGUCGUGUCGAAGACUGUAUGA
Messenger RNA from Colletotrichum karsti, 1584 nucleotides. RefSeq lists its product as uncharacterized. The record is from RefSeq and is a predicted model, not a curated record. Gene Ontology annotation, cellular component: membrane. Gene Ontology annotation, biological process: transmembrane transport. The coding region runs from base 1 to 1584 and encodes 527 amino acids. The transcript is spliced from 4 exons. Gene Ontology annotation, molecular function: transmembrane transporter activity. NCBI's taxonomy places the organism in Eukaryota, Fungi, Ascomycota, Sordariomycetes, Glomerellales, Glomerellaceae.